GGAGUGUAAAAUUAAGCUUUGGCGAAAAACCGACGAAGCCCUAUAGUUAAAGACAAAUUUAUUCCUUUUUAUAUUUAUUUAGUUGUAUCACUGUGAAAACACACUAGGCCCAACACACAGCAAUAUUGUUUUGUGUCUUAGUUUUUAUUAUAAAUUACAGCGGUGCAUUUUUAUAGUAAAAAAUAAGUUUAUUAUCUACUGAACGGGCUUCAUUCAAUUCUUCUCACAGCUGUUGUUUAUCUUGUGAAGUCAUGGGUAUUGGCGAACCUCUCGAGAUUUCAGGUAGUGAGUUAGUUCACAUUUUGCGCACUCCCAGUGAGUUCUUCACGUCCGGAGGAUGUAUCGUGUUGGACUGCCGGCCUUUCCUCGCCUACUCCCGGUCGCACAUCAUCGAGUCUCGCAACGUGAACUGGAACUCAAUGUUGAGGCGCAGAUCCAAGAGCUCCGUGGUGUCUCUCGAGUGGCUGGUGGCCGAUAAAUCGCUGCUGGCCCAGCUACGUAACGGGGACUUCUCUCCGGUGGUCGUCCUGGAUGAAAACAGUCGGUCGGUCGGAGAUCUGAAGAGUGAGAGUCUGGCCAGUCUCCUGAUCAGUGCCCUUCAAUUAGAGGUCCAGUCUGGAUCUACUCAGAUCUGCUUUUUACAAGGUGGCUUUGAUGGAUUCUUUACACAUUACCCAGAGCUUUGUUUUAACCUUCCGGUCAUGUGUUCAAAUCCUGCUCUCAGUGACUCGGAACCCAUCGUGUCAGGAAGAAAGACUCCUCUCUAUGAUCAGGGUGGUCCAGUUGAGCUCCUUCCCUUCCUCUUUCUUGGCAGCGCUCAUCACUCGUCCAGAAGGGAAACUCUGGAGCGGUGUGGGAUUACGGCUGUUCUUAACGUUUCCUCCUCUUGUCCAAACCUGUUUGAGGAAGAACUUCAGUACAAGACGCUAAAGGUCGAAGACAAUCUAGCUGCAGAUAUACGUGUGCUCUUUCCUGAAGCAAUCCAUUUCAUUGAGUCGGUAAAAGAAAGCGGUGGCCGAGUGUUGGUCCACUGUCAUGCAGGGAUCUCUAGGUCAGCGACCAUCUGCCUGGCAUACCUGAUACACGCCCGCCGUGUCCGCCUCGACGAGGCUUUUGACUUUGUGAAACGCCGCAGACAAGUCAUCUCACCCAACCUGGCUUUCAUGGGCCAACUGCUGCAGUUCGAGACAGACGUUCUGUGCCCUUUUUCUGUACUAGACCGAGAAAACAGCGCUGCUGCAUUUUAGUGGCUGUGUACGGAUUGAAGAAAUCUUGAACUGGCCUCCAAUGAUCUGUGACAGAACAUUAUAAACUUGAGACUUUGUCAAGAAGACAAAAGAAGAUCUACUGGUUGUGCUCCACAGCUUGGAUAUCAGAGACUGUGAAAGAUCUAUAAAGGUGCUUUUGUGUGUUGUGUUGUUUGAUGUGAGUUCAGGUGAACGUCUCCAAUCCUACGGGUAUACAUAUAUUUGAAUGCCAUUGUGCGGCAGCAGGAUUAUGGCACAUGCUUAAGGUCUCUGCUGUCGUAGAUGACAUUCACCAACUAUCUUUACUUGAUUGUUUAUGGCAAAACAGAAACUAUAUAUAGCGAAUGCCUGUCUGUUUCCAAACAAUAGUAAUGGCAUCACUGACACGUUCAAUGACAACACUGCUACACCCAAUAACCAUCAUGGAAAAUACAAAUGUUGUGAAUGUGUUAAUCUUGACUAAAUACUAUUGUUGUCUUUUGACAUAAACAUAAUCGUCCAGGAGCUUUCAGACAAUCAAACCAAAGACCAAACCUCAACUGACAGCUUUAAAACUGGAAAAAAUAAAGCAUUGACAUUUUUAGCCUUUAACAAUAAUAUGCUUAGUAUGUAUGUCUACAAUGCAAUCAUUUUAUUGCAUCAGUCAAUGUUCCGUCUGACUGCACUACGUGAUUCUGUGACUAUAUUUGGUGGCGGUGAUGUGUGGUUAGUUUGGUUCUCUUGUAAAUGUCAAGUUUUUCCAUUAUGUGUUUGUCUAAUUGUUAGUCUGAAACAAAUUUUUAAAGGGCAAAUACCUGACAAACUGUGAUUUUAGGUCAUUUAAAAAAGUGAACAGGCACAGAAUCUUGUUUUCUUAUAGAAGUAACCUAUAUGUUUUUUUGUAUUUUUAAGUAUUAUUUUAUUUUCCUUUUUGUGAAUUUGUGUCAAUAUUUAUUUAUCUAUUUGCUUUCAAGCCAUGCACUUUAAAUGUUGAGUUUUUAUAACAAUACAUUUUGUUACACUGUUCACUUAUUUUAAAGUAUAAAUAAAUAAAUACAUUUUAAUACAGAA
Triplophysa dalaica is the source of this 2297-nucleotide messenger RNA. RefSeq names its product dual specificity phosphatase 2 (gene dusp2). Gene Ontology annotation, molecular function: MAP kinase tyrosine/serine/threonine phosphatase activity; protein tyrosine/threonine phosphatase activity. Gene Ontology annotation, biological process: protein dephosphorylation; negative regulation of MAPK cascade; endoderm formation. The record is from RefSeq and is a predicted model, not a curated record. Bases 252 to 1247 code for a protein of 331 amino acids. Gene Ontology annotation, cellular component: cytoplasm; nucleus. Lineage: Eukaryota; Metazoa; Chordata; Actinopteri; Cypriniformes; Nemacheilidae. The transcript is spliced from 4 exons.